AUGAGGUUCUCAAAUCUGAUUGUGACCCUUCUUGGCCUUCGGGUCACAGCCAGCACUACUUGGGACAACCCUCAAGUUUCCCUCGAUUAUGGAUCCUUCAAGGGUCAAUAUGACAGCACCUACAACCUCUCAUAUUUUCGCAAGAUCCCAUUUGCAGCACCUCCGAUACGGGAGAACCGUUUCCGCGCGCCUCAGCCUCCAUUAAAGAUCACCGGAGACCUCUAUGACACGAACCAGGACUUCGACAUGUGCCCCCAGCGCACAGUAAACGGCACUGAAGACUGUCUCUAUCUGGGUCUAUUCUCACGGCCAUGGAAUUUGACCAAGCAUACUAGCAGACCAGUGCUGGUCGUAUUCUACGGCGGAGCUUUCAUCCAAGGAAGUGCUGCAUUCACCAUGCCACCGUCCUCAUUCCCGGUCCUCAAUGUCAGUAACAUCAACGACUACAUCGUUAUCUAUUCCAACUACCGCGUCAAUGCCUUCGGUUUCCUACCCGGCACGGCAAUCAAAGACUCAUCGACCUCAGAUCUAAACCCAGGGCUGUUAGACCAGCAAUAUGUCUUGAAAUGGGUCCAGAGGCAUAUCCACCAUUUCGGGGGCAACCCUCACAACGUAACAAUUUGGGGCCAGUCGGCCGGUGCUGGCUCAGUAGUCGCGCAAGUUCUCGCAAAUGGCCGCCAUGGCCAACCGAAACUAUUCUCCAAAGUUCUUGCAAGCUCGCCGUUCUGGCCCAAGACAUAUAAAUACAACUCACCCCAAGCAGAAGAAAUCUACACCCAAAUGGUGAACUUAACAGGUUGUGCCAGCUCCAAGCAUGCUGGUAACACACUUGCCUGUCUCAAAUCCGUGGAUGUCCAGAAGAUCCGUGAUGCAAGCUUGAUCAUCGGGGCGAGCCACAGUUGGACAACAACCUCCUAUACCUGGGCGCCUGUGAUAGACAGAAGCUUCCUCGUCGAGACACUCACAGACACUGUGAAUAGGGGCUCCCUGAACACAGAAUUUGUCUGGGGGAUGUACAACAGUCACGAGGGCCAGGGCUUCGUUCCGUCGGGCCUUGACAGCGCCGUUUCGGUAAAUGGAUUUAACUCCUCUGUUGCAAGUUUCCAUCACUGGCUUUCCGGUUUCGUACCUGGGUUGUCGGCCAAGAAGAUUGGCGAGGUCGAAUCUCUUUAUUAUCCCGCCGAGGGGAGUACAGAGACAAUCGACAGUUAUAAUACCUCUUAUGUCAGAGCUGGGUUGGUUUAUCGGGAUGUUGUGCUUGCUUGUCCAGCUUAUUGGAUUGCGUCGGCUGCGACGAAGAAAGGGUAUAUCGGGGAGUAUACGAUUUCCCCAGCGACGCAUGGGAGUGAUACUAUUUAUUGGAACAGAAUAAAUGCUGUCCAAAAGACCAAUCCAGUUGUUUAUGAAGGCUACGCGGGAGCUUUUGCAAGUUUCUUCCAGACGGGAGACCCAAAUGCACACAAGGUGACGAAUACUUUGCAGCCAGGUGUGCCAGAGCUACACACGGGCGAGGAACUCGUUGUUGUGGAUGAUGGACUGACGAAUGUGAAACUGGUCGAGUUGAAGAAGCGGUGCGACUUCUGGAGGAAGCUGGCGAGGGAGAUACCCGUUUGA
This is a messenger RNA of Penicillium coprophilum, 1614 nucleotides long. RefSeq names its product putative carboxylesterase. Lineage: Eukaryota; Fungi; Ascomycota; Eurotiomycetes; Eurotiales; Aspergillaceae. The record is from RefSeq and is a predicted model, not a curated record. The coding region runs from base 1 to 1614 and encodes 537 amino acids. The transcript is spliced from 2 exons.